AUGGUUGAAUGCGCAGUAAAAAACAAUAUUAUUUUAGAUGAAAACAAAGGAAACCUUUGGUUUAUAUCUUUCUCAGGCUCUUCAAAUAACACUCGCAGUCUGUUUACUGCAUUCUUUCUUUCUCUCACUUUUUUAUCUAUCUAUCUAUCUAUCUAUCUAUCUAUCUAUCUAUCUAUCUAUCUAUCUAUCUAUCUCAGCUUCUCCCUCCCCCCAUUCUCAUCCGUCAUCACCUCUGCUACUUUCUUUUCUCUCACUCUCUUUUCAUUUUCACUAGCUCUUCCUUUUCUUUUUAUUCACGAUUCUCUUUUUCCAGUUCUUUCUUCUUUUUCCUCUCUCAAUCUAUUAAGCACUUUUCUCAAAGCUUUAUCCGCUACGUCAGCAGCCUUCAUAUGUUUUCGUCCCCGCCUCCCAGACGGCCUCGUUUUCAACUUUUGCUUUCAUCCUUCUACAACUCCUCGACCCAUCUCCCAACCGAUUCUUCUGUACUAUACCGUAGUCGGCUUGCUUUUGGAUAUUAUCGACUGCCCUUUAACCUGA
Molecule: messenger RNA, 537 nt
Organism: Acanthosepion pharaonis
Lineage: Eukaryota; Metazoa; Mollusca; Cephalopoda; Sepiida; Sepiidae
Source: the annotation of a GenBank genome assembly